AUACUUAUUGUAUUUAUUUGUUUAUUCAGUUUAUUACAAUCACUUAUUUACCUAUAAUAUUAAUUUCAUUAGUAGGGUUAAGAAAAUAAAAAUUGUGAUACUAAUCUAUACAUGUGUACAGUAAUAUUACCAACACUUGCAUUAUGUUUACACACAUUAAAUCUGUUCAUAAAGCUCAUAGAACUGUAUCAAUUGUAAGUGCAAGAUAUUCUAGUGCAGUAGCUAUUUUAGGAAUUGAAACAUCAUGUGAUGAUACUGGUUGUGCUGUGGUUAAUGGUAAUGGUAGAAUACUAGGCGAGUCUUUGUAUUCACAAAAUAAUGUACACAUACGAUAUGGUGGUGUAAAUCCACUUAUUGCAUAUGAACUUCAUCGCAAUAAUAUUGAAUUGUCCGUAAAUGAAGCAAUAGAAUUAUCAAAUUUCAAAAUAUCAGAUUUAGAUGCAAUUGCAGUAACUACGAAACCUGGUAUGCUCAUCAAUCUGCAAGUUGGAGUAAAAUAUGCAAAAUAUCUGGCAAGAAAGUUUCACAAACCUUUAAUACCUAUUCACCACAUGGAAGCCCAUGCUUUGAUCGCUAGAAUGUAUCAAACUAUAACAUGUCCGUUUGUAGUUUUACUUAUAUCAGGAGGACAUUGUCUUUUAGCUCUUGUUAAAGAUAUUGACAAUUUCUUUUUGCUUGGUGAGGGAUUAGAUAAUGCACCAGGUGAAAUUAUGGACAAAGUUGCAAGGAGAUUAAAGUUAAAAAACAUAGCUGAGUUCUCAUUAAUGCCUGGAGGAAAAGCAAUUGAGACAGCUGCACGAAAAGCUUCCAAUCCAGAACAGUUUAAGUUUCCUUUACCCUUAACCAAAUAUAGAGAUUGUAAUUUUAGUUUUAGUGGUCUAAAAGAUUCUGUGUUCCGUACAUUGCUAAGGAAAGAAACUGACCAUGGCAUAGUUGGUGAUGCAAUUAUUCCAGAAGUUUAUGAUUUGUGUGCUGCCUUUCAGCUUGCUAUUGCAGAACACAUAGUUCACAGAACUGAAAGAGCUUUGAUAUUUUGUGAAGAAAGAAAUCUUGUAAGCAGACGUGAUAAAACUAUUAUUGUUUCUGGUGGUGUUGCAUGUAAUGAUAUUAUAUUUCAGGCCAUUCAAUUGAUUGGUAAGAAAAAAGGAUAUAAUGUUUACAGGCCUCCAUCUAGAUUGUGUACUGAUAAUGGGGUCAUGGUAGCAUGGAAUGGAGUGGAGAAAUUUAGAAAAAAAUUUGAUAUAUCUUUAGAUAUUGAUCUUAGUAGUGUAACACCUGUUGCACCUUUAGGGAAAAGUUUAAUAAAUGAAGUGAAGGCUGCCCAAAUACCAGUUAGGGUAACAAGAUUAAAAAAAUAUAACUUCUGAAUAUAAAUAGA
This is a messenger RNA of Achroia grisella, 1378 nucleotides long. RefSeq names its product tRNA N6-adenosine threonylcarbamoyltransferase, mitochondrial-like. The record is from RefSeq and is a predicted model, not a curated record. Gene Ontology annotation, biological process: tRNA threonylcarbamoyladenosine modification. The coding region runs from base 144 to 1367 and encodes 407 amino acids. Gene Ontology annotation, cellular component: mitochondrion. Lineage: Eukaryota; Metazoa; Arthropoda; Insecta; Lepidoptera; Pyralidae. The transcript has a single exon.